CUCAUUUCUUAGUUGCAAUGAUUCCCCCCACAUUGAGUAUAAAACAAGUAAGCAGUGGGUUUCGCGUGUACUCUCCCGGCAAGGUCAAGAGCGGCGAGUCAUUGCUCUGCGUGUGCGCAUACUUGCGCUGUGCUUACUUGGGACCCGAGCUUAGCGAUCAAAAUGGGACGAAUAUCACCAAUAUUAAUAGCCUUCCUUUUCGGCCUAACAGCCCAAACUAUAGCCAGCAGUGAUGAUAGAUUUAUUAAGAAAUAUGCAAUGAUGAAGAUUUAUGAAAGUUGCUUUGGUCCGGAAGUGGUCAAACAAAUAAGACGAGAAAUGAAAGACGCGUAUGCAAAAUGCUCUACACCGCCAUCUUUUGAGGAACCACCGAACCAACAGAUACCUUCUAUAUUGUUCGGCAAACUGCCACCAGGCUUCGCAAUAGACCCGAGCACGCAAACCAUAACAAAGCCAACAGAUGGCGCUGUACAUAAUCAAGAAAAUGAAUUGCCGAAUCAAGAAAAAUUGCACACUCAAAAAAUUCCAUUCAACGUUUUACCACUAAGGUCACAAUCGCCAUUCCCACCACAACCGAUUCCUCCAUAUAUGAUUCCCAAUCCCCAAUUCCGGCCAUUCAGCGCUGCCUCCCCCUUCUACCAAGUCCCUUACAACCCGAUGCUGUACCCCCCAGGAUUAUACAAUCCCUAUGCCUACCAGCAACCUGUGCCUCAAGGGUUUUAUCAACAACCAUACUUCGCAACUAACAGGAUGUCUCGGGACUUGGACCUGCGCGACCGCCUCGACAUGAUCUCCCGGCCCAGCGCUGGCAAGGUCCGUAACAUCACGUGCGUGAUGCAGGAGCUCGGCUACAUAGACCACAACCUGGAGCCGAACUACGAGCAGAUUACGCAGAGAAUCAGCAACCUGCCCGUGGCCAGCGACCUGAAGGGCGACAUACAGGACGGCUUGCAGUUCUGUCAGAAGUUCUCGCAAUGUGUGCCAGACCUCAAACGUGACGUGGCGCCUUUAUCCCAAGAACUAAUAAAGCCCAUGUUCUUCUUCAGAUGUUAUAAGCACAAGAAGUUAGAAGCGUGUAUAAUGAAAGACAUUCGCGAGAGGUUUACAAGCGAAGAUGAUCUGGAGACUGAUGGAGAUUUUAGGUCAUUGGGCAGAUCUUCAAGGUCUGUGAGGGACGAAACCCUGAAUGACCCCAGAUUCGACGCUCUCGACGAAAUGGCGGUAUAUUUAUAUGACUACCUCAGUGGAGGGAACGGUCUCGACUAUGACUUAUAUUUGUAAUUUUCAUCCGUCAUUUUCAUACUAUCAAAAUUAUGAAAAACCUACCUUACCUUUUUUGAUAAUACAGCCGAAGUUUUCAUAAAAUAACGGUUGACUAGCGGUCUGUCAGGUAAAUAAAUUUACAAAAUUUAAAUUAAGACAACUGUCAAAAAUUGACAAUUUUAUCACAGACUACAUUUUUUAUUGAGUCCAUCCAACGAAAUACUCCAUAAAUUUAAUUUAAUAAUAAAUAGAUUAUUUAGUUCUAGGAAUUGUACUGAUAGAGAUGUUUAAGAUUAAUUUUGAUUAAAUUAUUAUGUUUAGUUUACAUGAGUUAAAGUAGAAAUGUAGAUAUAGUUUGGAACCUAUUUUGAAAUAACUGACAUAUCAUUUUAAACACCAUUUACAUUUCAUAUUUAGUAAUAUCCUGUUUUAAAGUCUGAAUAUAUAUGUAUUUCUCUUUUAUGUGCAAUUUAAAACGUAUUCUGCUCUGAAUAAGGUUCAAUAAUUUUUCGUUACUAUAAUUUUAGCUGCAUAAGUAAGAUUGAAUAAAUACACAGUAUACGAUUGCGAAUAUAAUUCUGAAAUCAAUAAUAUCUUUUCUCUUAUUAGCUUUCUCAUUAUUCCGUGCUCUAUUAUUUUGAAACAUUUUUAUCUAAAUACUAAUAUUUUAUUAUUUAAGGCUAAAUAGAUGCUCAAAAUGUCUAGAGUUACGUCGUAAAUUUAUUUUUAAGUUGAAUGCUGCUUACAAGCACAAAUAUUAUGUUAAAUGUAUUCCUUUAUAUUAAUUAAAUACUCAUAGAAAUAACAGAUACGUAUAGAUCAUAUCUAUAAUAAUACGUGUUUGUGUAUGAAGUGUUAAUGACUUGCACUUAAAAAUAAUUUUAUAGAAAAAGUAAAUUUAUUUUUGGGUCCUUUGGUUAUAAGGGUUGAAGUGUUUGCUGUGAUAAUAUAAAGAGUGAUUAAAAUACAUUCCACUUAUUCUAGAUUAUUUGAUAAUAUUUGUUUUUAUUUAAGGUUAUUUAUCAUGUCAUUUAUGAAAUAAAUACGAAGAUAUAUGAUUAUCAAUUAAUAUAAAUUUAUCUAUAAAGUUUCCUACACUUCUAAUAGUAAAAUUUACCUAUAUUAUACAGCAAACAAUAAGUUCUUAUCAAACAAGCAUAUUCUUAGCUUUUUUGGUAACAACGUAGGUACUUUUAGGUAGUUGUAUUUUAUUUUUAUUAUUGCAUUUAGUAGACUUAAGGUUUGAAAUACUCAUACUAUAAAAUAUUUGAAAUAAACGUUUAAAACGUU
Messenger RNA from Zerene cesonia (dogface butterfly), 2553 nucleotides. RefSeq lists its product as uncharacterized. Bases 163 to 1281 code for a protein of 372 amino acids. The record is from RefSeq and is a predicted model, not a curated record. NCBI's taxonomy places the organism in Eukaryota, Metazoa, Arthropoda, Insecta, Lepidoptera, Pieridae. The transcript is spliced from 8 exons.